AUAGCCUAGGAUUGGCUAGGAUCGCCUAGCUUAACUUUUUGAGACGAGAGUUAAAAAUCACGUGAUAAGCUCAUUUGAAAUAGAGGCGCGACAAAAUGGCGACGGAAGAUUCGGUUGCAAGUUCUGCUCAAGCCUUAGUCAGUCUCAAAGAAGGCUUAGGAUCUCCUCAGAGGAUGGGUCACUAUCCAGCUCGUAUUAGAAAAAAGAAUGCAAGAUUUUUUAACGAUGAUGAAGAAACAGAUUAUCAAGUUAGUAGAACGCCGAAGAGACGAGUAAUUCAGCAGCCACUCUCAUUACCUCAGCCAGAGCAUGUGGUGUCGAUUGGUUUAGAUAAGAAAGCAGCUCAGGCAACUGGCAUGAGGUUACGUAAUUUACUUAAACUGCCUAAAGCCCAUAAAUGGGUAUGUUAUGAGUGGUUCUACUCAAACAUAGAUGCGCCUCUGUUUUUAGGAGAGAAUGAUUUUUGCAUUUGUUUACGAGAGUCUUUUCCUCAACUUAAAUGUAAGAAGCUACGUCGAGUCGAAUGGAAUAAAAUACGUAGGCUAAUGGGUAAACCAAGAAGAUGUUCUCCGGCAUUUUUAGCAGAGGAAAGAUCUGUUUUAGAGGAAAGGAGAGAAAAAAUUCGUCAACUUCAACAAAGGAAAACUACUGAGUUUAGUUCUAUAAAAGAGUUGCCUGAUGAGAUACCUUUACACUUAGUCAUUGGUACUAAAGUUACAGCUCGUCUACGUAAACCACAAGAUGGACUUUUCACUGGAACUAUUGCUGCAUUAGACACAGCUGACAGUUCUUAUAGGGUUACUUUUGACAGACCUGGACUAGGAACACAUUCAAUACCUGAUUAUGAAGUUUGGAGUGAUGAACCACCAGAUACUAUAUCUAUUACAUCAUUUCAAGAGAAACAAAAACGUCAACCUGUAAAACAAGUCUCCCACAUUCCUCCACCAAAAUUCAUACCAGGUUAUGGUUCCCCAAACUCUUUUCAAACGGGUGGAGAUGUUUCUAUAAGACCAGCUUUUCCUGCCUCAGAAGGAUUUGAAGCUCAAUCACCUUUUAAAGGUAAACUGGUCAGUCUGGAAGGUGGAACCUAUGGGGGGUUUCCCAUCAAAUUCUUGGUUUUAGUGACACGGCUUUCUAAAAUUCUUCAAGUUAAGAAAGAUUGGAUUAAGCAGUUGAGUGACAUGAACACAACAGCUGAAAAAAAGAGCUCUUUUCAAGAACCAAUUACUUUGGAAUUUCAAAAAACUUAUGCAGGAAUCGUGCUUGAACUAGAAAAACUAAAUAAAGAUCUUAAUGAUUACCUGAAUGGAGUUCAGACUUACUGUUUAGAUAUUGCACCUGAGCAAGGAGUGACUCCAGCUGAACCUCCUUCUGAAAUAAAGAGGAAAUGUGAUGAAGAAGCAGAAGAAACAGUAUCGAGAAUAUGCAGGGGAAUGCUGCAGAACCGUAGAACAGCUAAUAAUGAGAAAAUUCUUCAACUAGUUGGUGAUUUAACAUCCAUUAUGUUACAAAUUCGUACAUUUUCAGAAAACGAAAACAGUUCAUUUGAAUUUGGAUCUCUCCAAGAAAGCUUACAAUCAAUCAAAAGUAGAUUGGAUGCCAAUAAUAUCAAUGUCUUCCAGAAUAAUGUAGAAAUACACAUUAAUCACAUCCAAAGUGGACUCAGCCAGAUGGGUAACCUUCAUGCCUUUGCAGCAUCCAAGCCAAAAGUGUAGCAAGAAUGCUUUGACGUUUGUACCUUGAGAACUGUAAACUAAAUUACAACCAAUAGUAAUUUUAAACUUUGGUGUCUUGAAAAUUAAAUUUAUUUAAUUACAAAACACAGUACUUCAAGAAUUUACUAUUUAAUUGCCAAAGGCUAGAUUUGUAAAUAUGAUUUCAAAUGAAUUUUAUUUAUACAAUGA
This is a messenger RNA of Physella acuta, 1904 nucleotides long. Its product is annotated as protein lin-9 homolog. Gene Ontology annotation, biological process: DNA-templated transcription; reproductive process; regulation of transcription by RNA polymerase II. Gene Ontology annotation, cellular component: transcription repressor complex; nucleoplasm. NCBI's taxonomy places the organism in Eukaryota, Metazoa, Mollusca, Gastropoda, Physidae. Gene Ontology annotation, molecular function: DNA binding. The record is from RefSeq and is a predicted model, not a curated record.